Molecule: messenger RNA, 588 nt
Organism: Halichondria panicea
Lineage: Eukaryota; Metazoa; Porifera; Demospongiae; Suberitida; Halichondriidae
Exons: 4
Coding region: 7-588 (193 amino acids)
Source: RefSeq, a predicted model, not a curated record
UACAGCAUGAAUAAGUUACGAAGUGACUGUGUCUUUUGGCUGGUCCUUUUGAUUGGAGGUGCUCAGCUCUUGUGUGCAGAGGAUUUUGUGUACCUAUCUCUGGGAUCAACCAACAUCACCACUAACAACACUGAGAUCCCCAUCACUGAUAUUGGAGAGGAUGCUGUGGGAGGUCUCCCUUCUCUCACCUGUAACACUGACCUCACUGCCUGCUGUAGAAGUUUUGGUGACAAAAAUGGUAAUGGAGGUCUAGGACAGUGGACGUAUCCUGAUGGGAGAGUGAUACUAAAUAAUGCUGGGUCAACGGCUGUUAGUGAGCAGUUCUAUAUUAUAAAGAAUGCUGCCCAGCUGAUUAGACUGGCUCGUAGACAGGGUAACAACUCCCUCACUCCAACCGGGUCCUACUGUUGUACUGUACCAACUACUGGAGGAGAAAUGACCCUCUGUGCCAACCUGGUUGUGUGCCCAUCUCUCACUCUCGAUAAUGGAGUGAUCUCCUACUCUGACCUGACGUUGAUCUUAGUGGAGAUGCCACCAGGAAUUGCACCACAAAAGCCUUUAGUGGUGUAUGGAGUGGAUCAAAACUAA